This is a messenger RNA of Vairimorpha ceranae, 678 nucleotides long. RefSeq lists its product as hypothetical. NCBI's taxonomy places the organism in Eukaryota, Fungi, Microsporidia, Nosematidae. The transcript has a single exon. The record is from RefSeq and is a predicted model, not a curated record. Bases 1 to 678 code for a protein of 225 amino acids.
AUGAUUGUAGAACUAAAAAAUAAAAAUAUUUUUAUGUCUAUUCUUUCAAUAUUUAAGAAUAAAGAUAAAAUAAAUCUAAGCAUAAAUAAAGAUUCAAUGCUCUUAGAAUCUAUUGCCUUACAAAAAUAUUACAUUAACAUACCAAAUACAAUAUUUAACACUUCUGAAUCAUGCAAUAAAUUUACUAUAAAUCCGAAAUAUUUAUAUGAUGCUUUAAUUCUUCUAGAUACCAAUAAUUUUGAAGUAAACAUUGAUCAAGUUAAAGUGUACACAUCUAUUUCUUAUAUCAAAAUUCCAUUUACGCUAAGUAUACACCACCAAUAUGAAGAAAUAUUAGACAUCUAUACGAAAUUUGUAGUUACGAAUAAGGUUAUAUCUAUCUUUUCAAAUAUGACCGGCCUUGUUAAAUAUGAGAUAGAAGAUACAAAGCUAUUUAUAAGGAAAAUUGGAAAAGAAGCAAUAGAAGAAAUUGAAAUAAAGAAACUGUCUUUUAUAGAGACGGGCGAGUUAUCAUUCUGCUGUAGUAAUGAAUGGACAGAUAUUGUACAUCCAAUACUAAAUUUUGUAGAUAAUGUUCUGUUUUUAUUUAGUGCUAAUGUUUUAUGCUUGCAAUUUUUAUUUAAAAAUGAAGAAAAAAUUUAUUUUGAAAUACAGGUACCUAGAUCUCUUAUUGAAUAG